AUGAACACGGUCCAGUCCACUUCAAAAGAUGAGUGCCAAGAGGUGGAAUGUUGCGUUGAAUGUCUGAACCGUUGGCCACAAAACCUGGACCCCGACCUGAAUCCGUGGACGACGCUAGAUCUGGGGGACGGCCGAGCCUCUGGUCCACAUGCACUGUACACAAAACUGCGAAAAAUUCCCAGAUGUCUCUAUCAAAACAUGCUGUAUUACUCAGACGCGGCGGAUGGAGGACGUGAGAGGACACCCACCGACCGCUCGGUGGAGCUCCAUCCUCGUCCUGACGGCGAGGGAGGCGGGAAAGAGAGAAAGGGAGAGAAAAGCAAGAAGAAGAGGCAGAAACAGAAGUGGUUUCGGAAGUUUGCUGCUUUCUUCUCUUGUUUCCCCCACCCGAAAUCCACCAGUGCUCAGGAUGAGCAGGUGGAGCAGGGAGAGGUGGAGCAGGACACGGUCCCAUCCAGGAGGUGCACUGAUGAUCAGACUUCUCUUCAGGACGUCGUAACUACUGUAGAGGACGGCGAUCAUCAGGAGCUUCCUUCCAGUGCUGCUGUUGUCCCUGCUGUCACUGCUGAGGACCAGCAAGUGGAGGACGUCCAGCUUCAAGAUCAGGACAGUCCAGGUGUGCAGAGACAGCUGGACUGUGAUAAGAUAAUGAGAACCGAGUCUGACAUUUGCUGGAAAUAUUCUAUGGGCAAGAAGUUGGGAGAAGGAGGAUGCGGCUCCGUUUUUGAAGGACCCGCCCGUGAAGACGGCCUUCCAGUGGCUGUGAAGUUCACGGUGAAGACAGAGAACGAGCCGUACUUAAGCCUUCCUGAGCAUCCCAGACCAGUUCCUCUGGAGGUGGCCCUAACUCUCAUGGCCAAUCAAGGCCCCAGCUGUCCCCACAUCAUAAAGCUACUGGACUGGGAGGACCAACCGGACCAGUACAUUAUGGUCCUAGAGCGGCCCUCGCAUUGCAUGGACAUGCUCAGUUUUUGGAUGCAUUACGAUGGCCACUUCAGCGAGGAGAUGGCACGUCAUUUCAUGCGGCAGGUGACCGAUGCUGCUGCUGCUUGCUGUUCCAAGAGUGUCUUCCAUCGGGACAUCAAAAUGCCAAACAUCCUGGUCAACGUAGAGACCCUAGAGGUCAAACUUAUCGAUUUUGGCUGUGGAGACCUCCUUAAGACCUCCUACACCACCUAUAGUGGGACAGCAAGGUACUGCCCUCCGGAGUACAUCGAGAAGGGCGAGUACGACGGGAAGCAGGCCACAGUGUGGUCGCUGGGGGUGCUGCUGUUUCGGAUGAUGACCAGACUUUUCCCAGACAGCAGCGACAUCGGUUUGAUGGAUGCCGAUGCGUGGGAAGAGCCAGGCAUCUCCGACGAAUGCUGUCGUUUUAUUCGAGGUUGCCUAAAGAGUGACCCAGAGCAGAGGCUUCACCUGGAUGAGAUGCACUUACACGAAUGGUUUAAGUUAGCCCCUUCAUCCCUCCAGUCCUAG
Messenger RNA from Puntigrus tetrazona (Sumatra barb), 1476 nucleotides. RefSeq names its product serine/threonine-protein kinase pim-1-like. Gene Ontology annotation, cellular component: cytoplasm. Gene Ontology annotation, molecular function: ATP binding; protein serine/threonine kinase activity. NCBI's taxonomy places the organism in Eukaryota, Metazoa, Chordata, Actinopteri, Cypriniformes, Cyprinidae. Gene Ontology annotation, biological process: negative regulation of apoptotic process; protein autophosphorylation; regulation of mitotic cell cycle. The record is from RefSeq and is a predicted model, not a curated record.